Astyanax mexicanus (Mexican tetra) is the source of this 3683-nucleotide messenger RNA. RefSeq names its product NF-kappa-B inhibitor delta (gene nfkbid). Bases 133 to 1626 code for a protein of 497 amino acids. Gene Ontology annotation, biological process: regulation of gene expression. Gene Ontology annotation, cellular component: nucleus. Gene Ontology annotation, molecular function: protein binding. The record is from RefSeq and is a predicted model, not a curated record. The transcript is spliced from 12 exons. Lineage: Eukaryota; Metazoa; Chordata; Actinopteri; Characiformes; Acestrorhamphidae.
UAGAAGCGGAGAGCUGCGGGAAGGAGCGGCGGUUCUUCUCAGAACAGGAGAAAAACUGAAGAAAAACAGAAAAUAAUUCUUUUUCCUCGGUGUGGUGUGCUGAAAACAGUAGACAGCAAAAGGAGAUCUGACAUGCACUUGCAGAAAUCGCCAAAGGAGAAGUCGUGUUACACUCUGCCCACAGUGAAGAAACUCCUGGAGCAGAAGAGAAAGAGAGAGACUUCAUCUGUACCUCCGGCCUGCGCUUCUGCUGCUGCAUCCAGUACCGCUGGAGCCGUCGCGUCCGUACCAGUGUCAACAUCAGCUCCUUCUGCCAGCUCCAGCAGUAGCUAUUUAGACAUGGCAGCGAUGAGAUACGGCCGGUGGGAUACGGUGCCUCUACACCAGCAGCCGUGUGUUUCCUUCCAGACACUGGGGCUCAGUUACAUCCCCAACUCCCCCGCCCCUCACAGCUUUACCCCUGCCCCAGCCUACAGCCACAGCCUGCCCACCACGGAGACCCCAGCCACCAGCUACAGCCCACAUCAGCUCCAGGACUGUCAGGAUGGCCAGAUCCCGCAGCACUAUCCUGAUUGUCCUGUGACGGCAGCCCUGGCGGAUACCAGCGCUGCCACCGUUCAGAGCGGCUGCUACUCCUGGUCCAAUGAGCUCAGGACCCAGACCCCUGCAGCCGCCUGCGGCCUUCAGUACAAACACCAGCUGGACAUGGCCAAGCUGGAAGAGGCUCGGCAGUUCCUACAGGGCAUGGACUACAGCAGAACCACCUGGCAGGACGAUGACGGAGACACGAUUCUGCACAUCUACACCGCUAAGGGCCAGAGGGAGUACGCAUUUGCUGCAGCCGAGAAGCUGCAGGAGCUCGGGCGUCUCGACUCCAAGGAGCACAAGGGCAAGACCGCAUUGCUGGUGGCAGUGACAGCCAAUCAGCCAGAGAUCAUCCAGGACCUGCUCAGCCUGGGAGCAGAUAUGAGCAUCUGCGACAACAAAGGACAGACUGCACUGCACCUGGCAGCCACAUACGGAUACCCUCAAAUCAUGCAGGAAUUGCUGUCAGUGAACCCCAGGGUGGACAUGGAGGCCCGCAAUUUUGAAGGGCUCACCCCCUUGCAUUGUGCAGUGAUUUCCCACAGUGCCACGAUGAAGGCUCUUACUGCCUCCUCCUCCUCUUCCUCCUCCUCCUGGCAAACUGAUGGCAGUCUGCAGACUCAGGCCAAUAAUAAACUGUUCUGUGUGCAGCUGCUGCUGGAGGCUGGAGCUUCCCCUAUCAGCCAGGAAAUCAAAAGCAACAAGACCGUUCUCCACUUAGCCGUGAAAGAGGGGAAUAUCCAGCUGGUGCAUUUUUUCCUGAAAAUCCAACUGCCAGACAUGCAGGUUUUCAUCAACAUGAAGGCUCACGGGCACACAGCCCUACACAUGGCAGCAGGGCUUCAUGGAAACCCUCACCAGGAGGAGCUGAUCCGCCUGCUGCUGAGCAGAGGAGCAGACCCCAGCAUCCGCAACCUGGAGAACGACCAGCCCGCCCACCUGCUGCAGAGCGGCCAGCAGGGGGAAAAGCUCAAGCUCAUCUUGAAGAAGAGAAAUGCCUCCUCUAGGCGUCGUAUCACAUCCUUACAGGACCAAGAGUGACCAGGACUGUUUCAGUCCCACCGUUUAUAUCUCCCUUUACUUCUCUUAGGGACAUCAAAGGCCUGCACAUAGUUACGGGAAAAGCACAAGGCACAGCACUAUUUCAAACAGUGAGGAAAUAAAAACGAAAAAAUUGAUAUUCAUCGAUAGGGGUGGACGAUAUGACGAUAUAACUGUGUCACACUAUGGAGUUACGAGCCACGCAUGAGCAUUAUUAAUACUUUUAUUAAUACUUCUAAAGGCCUAACCAAGCAUUAGAAGAUCUUUUAAGUCGUAAAGUUGCCUAAAAAAAAUAGUGUCUUAAUAAUUCAGUUUGAGAGCUAAGAUGUGUUUAAUUCAUUUAUUAAAUGCAUUAAAAUGCAGCAUUUUUUAUUUAAUUUAAUUUAAUUUAAUUUCUCAAAGGACAUUAAAGGAAAGUAUUACAUAAAAAAUGUAUUCUAACUACACAGCUAGUUCUAUUAAUGCUGAAAGAUUUGAACCUAAAUGUAUGUGUAUAAAAACCUAUUUGUGGUGGAAGGAUACAUGCAAAGUGUUAUAAGGCAAAGUAGUUCCAAAAAUAAAACAACUGUUCCAACUUCAGACCUAAAAAAAAAAAAGUUAAAAUACAAAACUCGUUUUGUAUGGACAUUAUAUUGUCCCAGAUAUUUAAAUAUUAAAAUAUUUAAUAUUUUAAUUUCAAUGUUUUUUUUUUAACACAAAUCAAACAUUUAAUCUCUUCCAACCCUUUCAUUUCAUUACAGUUAUCUACUUAUUAUGCCUAUUUUUUAUAUAUAUAUAUUAUUUUUGAUUCUUGUUACUGACCUGGAAAUAUUACACUCCAUGUGUCCUUAAAGCUUUUAGAAUGUAAAUAUUUUUUUUUUUAUAUAAAAAUGCUUUUACUGCAGAGAAAACCUAAAAAAAAAAGUAAACUGCGAAACUUAUAAUGAUUAAUAGUAUUAUUGUAAUUUUAAGACCAUAUUAUGGCACUAUAUAAUGAUAUAAUGAUCAUAUAAUAUCAUAAUAAUGUAUUUACAGGUUUUUAAAGAGCAGUAAACUUUUAAUAAGUAAGAAUAUUCACUUCACACUUCGAUUGGAAAAUAAUAAACAAUGAACAAGUUAAUUUAACAAACAAAAUAAUUAAUAAAACCACAGUUUUGAACAAACACAGAGGCAUUUUUGAAAAAUCUUUCUCAAAAAAAAAAAUUGAGAAAUCUUGAGGAUUUCCAUUUAAGCAAUGAUUGAGGUCACGUCCCUAUAUCCUACAGUAUGUCGAUAAGUAUAAUAGUAUAUCGCUACAGUCCGACGACAUAUCAAGUAUAGUACAAAAAAGUAUCGUGAUAAUAUCAUGAUUUUUAUAUCUGAUAAUACCAUAUCGCCCACCCCUAAUGAUCACAAAGACAAUUAUGACAGUUAUGAAUGUUUGCAGACAUGAGCAGAAUUAGAUCAUAUUCACUCUCUCACUGUUUGAAAUGUGCUGCGGCCACAUCCGAUUAGAUUCUAUUUUAUUACAUUCAGAUUUUCACAUUCAGAGGCUUUUAUUCAGUGUAUCCUCUCAUGAGGGUGUUUUCUUUUUCUAAAGAGGAAGAAGUGAUUUCUGUGAAAUCUCCCACUAAUUCUUAAAAACCAUAUUGGUUUCGGAGGGGGGGAGGGGCUGGCCUGGCCUGGCUCCUCCCCUCGUACACUGCAUCAGUGUGAUUUACUCAACUAUAUUUAUUUUCCACGUCAUUUUUUAAUGCGUUACAUUUUUAAUGCAAUGUUUAAUUUUUGUUUGUUUGUUUUUUUAUUUUAUCGUAUUGUCGCUGCUGUGACUAGACCUCGUAUCUCCCGAGCGUAUGUUCCAAGUCUUUAGACUUACGUCAUGUUUACAGGUUUACAGAUUCCUUCCAAGUCAUUCUGACCAUUUCUCAUUACACACAGUGUAAAAAAAGACGGGAGAUAUGAGGUUUAAUACAUUCUGUAAAAGAAAUGAAGGUGCAGUGAAGUGUUCUUUGAGCAGGUUUUUGUGCUUAGCCUUAAAAAUAGCCUUAGUUUAAGUCUUUUUUAAGAUGUUUUAAACGUCUUGAAAAAAGCCAGAGAUA